CUGAGAGCACACGCGGCUGCCGAGAGUUGGGACGAAUUCCCUCCGGCUCCCAUCAGCAGCACCCAGGGAAGCGGCACCUGCCCCGGCGGCGAGGCGGAGGCGCCGCGCUGAAGCAGAUGCCCAAGCCCUUCCCAGUGCUGGAGGAGAAGGCAGAGCCGUGGCCGGCGGCACAGCACCCAGCACCCAUCCUGCCGCCAGAGCUGGCCCAGGAGCCGCAGCUCUGCCGGGCCCUGUUUAACUACGUGCCGGAACUGCCGGACGAGCUGCCGCUGCGGCGGGGAGAUGUCAUCCAGGUCCUCAGCAAGACAGGGGCCGAGGGCUGGUGGGACGGGCAGUGCCAGCACCGCAGAGGGCUCUUCCCCAGCAACUUCGUGGAACUGCUGCCGGUGCCCACAUUGAAGCUGGCGAUGUCACCCCAGGACACGGAGUCUGGUGAGUCUGGCCACGAUGGCCAUCCAGUCCGGGGGGCUUCGGUGUCCCGCCAGGAUGGCCAGGCAGCCCCACGGCCAGCGCCUGGCCAGCUCCUGUGCCCCCCAGCAGCCCGUAACCCAGCCAAGGAGGAGGCGGGCGAGGAGCGGGAGCAGCCAGAGCUCCCAGCACCGGCGAGGAUGGAGCCGGCCAAGCUGCCCCCCAGCAAGAGGAUGGCUCCCGCCCCCCCUGUCCCUGCCAAGGCCAAGCUGGCCCCCGUGCUUGUGGGCAAGCCCAGCAGCCCCCAGCCCGGAGCCUCGGCUGAUGCAGAGCGGGGCAGAGCCGGUGACCCAGAUGCCGAUGGCUUCAACGUGGUGCCGGUCACCACGGCCAAGCUGAGCCACCCCACCGCCACACGCCCCCGGGUACCCGGCCAGCGGCCACCCAGGCUCUCCCUGGGGAGCGGGGGGGGUCCCUGCAGGGGGGAGCAGCCCCGGGGGCCACCUCACGCCAGGCUCUGGGCCCCUCUCCCCACGGCGGGGCAGGUGCCCGGCCCACCAUGGAGUGUGGAGGUGCCGGCGGCACCGUGGCCGGAGGAGAGGCUGGCCCUGGAGGACCUGAAGGCUGAAGUCCGCUCCCUGCACAUCCUCGUGGACCUGAUGCGAGUCCAGCACCUGCGGGACCUGGAGGACAUGCGGCUGGAGAUGUGCCAGGAGCGGGCCAAGCGCCAGGCGCUGCAGGCAGAGAUUGAGCGGGUGAGGAAGGUGCUGCCCUGCUAGCACGGCCGGGGGCUGCAGUGCCCACCCCCUGUGCUCCCGGGGAUGCAGGGCACACGGGGGUACAUGGCGCUGCGGGCGCUGUGCCAUGUGGCCCCCAGCCCCACUGCCCCCAGCCCCAUUCUGCACUGAUCAGGCACGAGAGCCCCCCUGCACCCAGACGCUGCUGUGCAACAGCCCCCGGGGGUACAGAGAUGGUUUAAAUAAACUGGUUUGGAUACAGA
Molecule: messenger RNA, 1408 nt
Organism: Falco peregrinus (peregrine falcon)
Lineage: Eukaryota; Metazoa; Chordata; Aves; Falconiformes; Falconidae
Gene: MNMIP1
Product: SH3 domain containing 21
Exons: 12
Coding region: 117-1187 (356 amino acids)
Molecular function (GO): protein binding
Source: RefSeq, a predicted model, not a curated record